Messenger RNA from Miscanthus lutarioriparius, 414 nucleotides. The record is from the annotation of a GenBank genome assembly. NCBI's taxonomy places the organism in Eukaryota, Viridiplantae, Streptophyta, Magnoliopsida, Poales, Poaceae.
AUGGCGUAUCGGACCUGUCCCUCGGCCAGUUGGCCUCUGCCUCCACAUCUCCGCUGGCGCCUCCCGCUUCCCCUACAGCCACCUGCGCUUGCUCUCCUCGGCCCUCCACGUCCCGUGUCGCUAAGGAGCUCCCCUGAUCUCCAACCAAUCCCCACCGCCGCCGGCGCGAGUGCCGCCAGUGCAGACCACGCCGGGCCAUUCCCAGGCCGUCGCCAAAGACCUCGCGUCCUCUCCUACCCACCAGUGCGCACUCCAAAUCCUGCACCAGCCUGCCACCACUGGAUGCAGACCAUCUGUUCGUCAUCAGGCUUCAAAUUUAACAACAGCACCAAGCUGUCGGAGAAUGACAAUGCAAAGCUACUGAUCGCUCAAUUGGAGUUCCUCAACAAGGAAGGAAAGCAACCUGAGCUAUGA